AUGACAGACAGGACGGCUAGAGUCGAUGGUAUGCGGCGGCCCCACGAAAACCCCACGGAAUGGAGACUAAGGAAAGCAUUUUUAGCCAAGAACCUCGAUGUCCUCGGACCCGAACGCCUGGAAUGUCUCUCAAACUGUUUUGUAAACCACGAACUCUACGGUGCAGGAUAUCCCAGCAAAGUCAUGUCAGAGGUCCGAAAAUAUGGUGAAGGUAUCAUAGACAGCAUUUACAACGGCAAAUCCUCCUUCGCUCCUAUUCAUAUUAAAUAA
This is a messenger RNA of Echinococcus granulosus, 270 nucleotides long. RefSeq lists its product as hypothetical. NCBI's taxonomy places the organism in Eukaryota, Metazoa, Platyhelminthes, Cestoda, Cyclophyllidea, Taeniidae. The coding region runs from base 1 to 270 and encodes 89 amino acids. The transcript has 2 exons. The record is from RefSeq and is a predicted model, not a curated record.